Messenger RNA from Aedes albopictus (Asian tiger mosquito), 1351 nucleotides. RefSeq names its product endoplasmin-like. Gene Ontology annotation, cellular component: endoplasmic reticulum; perinuclear region of cytoplasm. Gene Ontology annotation, molecular function: ATP hydrolysis activity; ATP binding; ATP-dependent protein folding chaperone. NCBI's taxonomy places the organism in Eukaryota, Metazoa, Arthropoda, Insecta, Diptera, Culicidae. Gene Ontology annotation, biological process: protein folding. The record is from RefSeq and is a predicted model, not a curated record.
AUGAUUUGUGUUACCGGCAACACUGACUUCGUCGCUGAAGGUGAAGUGACCUUAAAGUCGCUGCUGUUCAUCCCGAAGGUUCAGCCAUCGGAGAGUUUCAACAAGUACGGUACCAAGUCGGACAACAUCAAGCUGUUUGUCCGCCGGGUGUUCAUCACCGAUGAGUUCAACGACAUGAUGCCCAACUAUCUGAACUUCUUCCGGGGUGUCGUCGACUCGGACGAUCUGCCGCUGAACGUUUCCCGUGAAACCCUCCAGCAGCACAAGCUGAUCAAGGUCAUCAAGAAGAAGCUCGUCCGCAAGGCGCUCGACAUAAUCAAGAAGCUGGAGAAGGAAACGUACGACAAGCUCUGGAAGGAAUUCUCCACCAACGCCAAGCUGGGAAUCAUGGAAGACCCCAGCAAUCGGUCCCGUCUGGCCAAGCUGCUCCGGUUCCAGUAGUCCAACAGCAAGAGCUCCAAGGAGUACACCAUUCUGGCCGAUUACGUCUCUCGGAUGAAGCCCAAGCAGGAACACAUCUACUUCAUUGCCGGAUCUUGCUGUGCCGAAGUCGAGAAGACUCGCUUCGCCGAACGCCUGCUCUCACGUGGCUACGAAGCCCUGUGCCUGGUUGAAGCCGUUGACGAGUACUCCAUUUCCGCUCUGCCCGAGUUCGACGGCAAGAAGUUCAAGGAAGGCUUCAUCCUGAACGAGUCCGAGGAAGCCAAGGCCAACUUUGACGAACUGAAGACCGAAUUCGAACCGCUGCUGAAGUGUUGGAACGAUGUCGCCCUCAAGGACAAGAUAGCCAAGGCCCUGGUCUCGGAACGUCUAUCCAACUCGCCUUGUGCCCUGGUUGCUUCCAUGUUUGGCUGGACCGGCAACAUGGAACGUCUGGCUCUGGCCAAUGGCCACCAGAAGACUGAUGACCCACAACGGCAGUACUACCUGAACCAGCGCAAGACCCUCGAAAUCAACCCCCGGCAUCCGCUGAUGCGCGAGCUGCUCUGUCGAGUAGAAGCCGAUUCCGAUGACGUUGUGGCCAAGGAUAUGGCCGUCCUGAUGUUGAACACCGCCACCCUGCGGUCCGGAUUCCAGCUGCCAGAAACGGCCAACUUUGCCGACAGCAUCGAGCGGAUGAUGCGCCAGACCUUGGUCGUCUCGCAGGACGAACAACCGGAACCGAAGGAGUUCGUCGAGGAGGACACCGGCGCGGACUCCAAGGAUGAGCAAGAAGAAGUUAACGCCGACGAAGAUGCCGAGCAUGACGAACUGUAAAACGUACCACAGCAUUUAGAGACGUGAGUGUGCUAGUGGAUUGAUGAAUGCGCGAGAAUGUAGGGAGAAAGGACUGAUUUUAGCCCGAGAGAUA